Messenger RNA from Owenia fusiformis, 1867 nucleotides. NCBI's taxonomy places the organism in Eukaryota, Metazoa, Annelida, Polychaeta, Sabellida, Oweniidae. The record is from the annotation of a GenBank genome assembly.
UGCACUCAUAGAAAAGCCUCUGUGAUUCGUUGAUUGAUGGGAACUUUGAGAUGGCAGCCUGACCUCCUAUAGCUAAUAAACCCACGUGAUGAUCUUUAGCUGUCAAUCGGAGAAGUUUUUCGAAAGUAAGACACAGCGAUAAUUCAAAACUUUUUUACAAAAGAAGCCUUAACACAAUUCUUGGAAAAGUUUGCCAGAUGAACGUUUAGAUUGUUGGCAAGAACAAGUGACAUCCGUAAACAGAGAAACUUACGAUAUAGGAGGUAUAUACGAGUAUAGUGACAUAACAGCCAUCUAGACAAUACAAAGAUGGUACAAGACACUCGGAAUAACAACACAACAGACGCCUGAAUCCGUUCAAAAUAUGAACGCAAUUAUCAAUGAUGCUGAUGAAGUAACAAAUAGGGAUUUAAUCACGCGAACAACACCCUCAAGAAGGGAGACGUCAAAUUCACUGUGAUAUGAAAGUGCAGGGAAUACUCGUGGGGCUUUAUUUUUACCUGAUUUGCCCCACUAACAUAUUUGGAUUAUGGUGGGCAGUUGGGAGUCCCCUGGUUGUCCUAGACCCAAACAGUAUAUGCAGGAAAUCCAAAAGACUAGCAGGAAAACAGCGCGAGAUAUGCAAAAAGGAACCCGAGAUUGUACGAGAAGUUGCAAAUGGCGCUAAAUUAGCUUUGAAAGAAUGCCAAUGGCAGUUUCGGAAACGAAGGUGGAACUGCGAUACAAAACAUCAUUUUAGUAGAGUUUUAUUAAGAGAUACGCGAGAAACAGCAUUCAUCAACGCAGUAACAGCCGCUGGUGUCGUAUACACUGUCACACAAGCGUGCAGUAUGGGGCACCUUAUGCAAUGCUCAUGUGAAAGCGAAUAUAGAGACAUAUCGAAAGACGAUAAAUGGGUUUGGGGAGGUUGUGGCGAUAACGUUAAGUUUGGAUAUAUUAAAUCAGCUGAAUUUAUGGACGCUAGACCGAAAAAGAAAAGAGUUGAUUUGAGGACUCUUAUUUUACAACAUAACAAUGAGGCUGGUCGACUGGCGGUCAAGCAAAACAUGAGGAAAGAAUGCAAAUGCCAUGGAUUGUCAGGAACGUGUACUUUAAAGACUUGUUGGCGAAAGAUGCCCAUAUUUAGACAUGUUGGCAACAUAAUUAAAAAAGCCUUUGAUUCAAGUGCAAAAGUACAAAUAACAAACGAUGGAAAGAGAAUAAUACCAGAGAAAGACAGUAUAAAAAGGCCAACGAGAGAAGACUUGGUGUAUUCUGAAAAAUCGCCGUCGUAUUGCAAUAAAAACCGUAAAUAUGGUUCACUCGGAACACGUGGACGGGAAUGUGACCCCAAUCACGAAGGGGUGGGAGGGUGCGGCAUAUUAUGCUGUAAUAGAGGUUAUACUAAAAACCAGAUAACAGUCAGGGAGAAUUGCAAAUGCAGAUUUCACUGGUGCUGUGAGGUUAUAUGUGAGACUUGUGUCACCAAGAAAACGGUUCAUAAAUGUAACUAAGCACAGUUUUGAACCAGCUGCAAAAUGUGAACCGUCCUCGAUUGUUACUCGUUAAGAAUAAUGCCAUAAAAUUGCCAUACGACUUUUUUCUGAUAACACUCAAAUUUACGUCAAUUUAUCAGAAAAUAUUUACACGCUCCAUGCAUUGUUUGUACAAAUCGAACUACGGUAUUGUAGACUGUUGUAGACUGUCGUGCGUUUCGUUACAUGCGAAAUAUUUGUAGUUACAAGAUGUGUAGUUCAUGAGAUUGUGUUAUUUAUCGAUAAAUGUACAUGUAUUUUACAAUUUAAGGAAUCAAGUUUUUGGUAGAUCUGAAUAUCAUAUUUUGAUCAGAAAUGGAUAAGUUGUCAAAAGACGAAAUAAUGGCUCCAGU